Messenger RNA from Hyaloscypha bicolor E, 513 nucleotides. RefSeq lists its product as uncharacterized. The coding region runs from base 1 to 513 and encodes 170 amino acids. Lineage: Eukaryota; Fungi; Ascomycota; Leotiomycetes; Helotiales; Hyaloscyphaceae. The record is from RefSeq and is a predicted model, not a curated record. The transcript has a single exon.
AUGGUUGCUUUAUCCCAUAUUGUCCAAAUCCGCCAUAUAGUCAAAGAUACUCCUAUCCCAGGACUGUCCAUCGAUUACGAAAACUGGGAACUGACUUGUGAUUGGCGGACGCUUUACACAUGCUUCUUUGGGGAGGAAAAAGUGUUCCAUGGCCACCUGAGUACGUGGGUCAAGGAGGAGGCUUGGGCUGCAGAUAUGCGACAGCAAAUGGCAUGGGGAGAGAUCAACAUGAUCGCGGUCUUGGACAAGGCAAUACAUUCUUUCGCCGAUGGAUUUGAGGACGCGAAGAGGGCCGCUCAGAGGGCUCGCAUUCGCCGACAGUAUAAGGAGAAAGGCUGGGAGGAGCCUGAUUUCGAGGAUGAGGGAGUGUUAGCUGACGAGAAGUCAAUUCUCAAGACACUGAAGGAUACGGAAUUUCACGCUGGUUUCGAUAAGAAGAUGCAUGGGAAGACGAAGAUGAGGAGGUUGGGGAAAUUGAAAUGGAGGACGAGGAGGCUCUUGACUAGCCCUUGA